AUGACUGAGGAGGUGAAAACAAAAGAGAAGAAACCACGUAUUGAAGUAAAAGAGAUAUCCACCCCGGAGGAGCUAGCGACACUGCUGGAAGAGGCAGGCGAUAAGCUGGUGGUGGUCGACUUCUUCGCCGACUGGUGUGGCCCCUGCAAGAUCAUAUCCCCACGUGUCACGGACCUCGCUAAUGCCCACGAUGACGUCAUCUUCAUCAAGGUUAACGUCGACGAGUGCGACGAAAUCGUCAAGAGGUACGGGAUAAGUAGCAUCCCAACGUUCGUGUUCAUAAAGGCUGGCGAGAAGUUGGACUCCCUCAUUGGAGCCAACUACGAGUUGUUAACGAAAAAGGUGGUAAAGCAUAAAACCCCUCCACCUACGGAGGAACUUUCCACAUAG
Messenger RNA from Schistocerca serialis cubense, 390 nucleotides. Its product is annotated as thioredoxin-2-like. NCBI's taxonomy places the organism in Eukaryota, Metazoa, Arthropoda, Insecta, Orthoptera, Acrididae. The transcript has a single exon. The coding region runs from base 1 to 390 and encodes 129 amino acids. The record is from RefSeq and is a predicted model, not a curated record.